AUGGAAAGUUCAUCCUCUGAUUUAAACGGUUGGGAACCAAAUUGUAAGGAAUGCAAUCCUAUACCACCUUGUAGAAAAGGUAGAUUGUUUAAAACAAGAGCGGAAUCGAAUAAGAAAAAUGUUUCAAAUCUUAAAAAACUCGAUAAGAAUUCAUCGGAAUUAUCGAAAUCGACGGAAGUCCUUCAUUCGACAAAGUCUAAAUACAGAGAUGAUGAUAAUAGAUUGCAACAAAGUACAAAUUCGGAUGUUGAAAGAUGUGGUGAAAGGUUGGAGAAAAAACUUUUGAGACGUUCAGCUUCUCAAGAAGUUAUAUCUACCAAAAGAAGUUUAGCUUCUUUGGAAUUCCAAAAAUUAAGACCUCUGAGAGAUGUAAAAAGGCAAAGUCCAAUUAACGCGAAUAAAACAAAUAUUACCAAAGGCUAUUUAAAACCAAAAGAAAAUAUUUUUACUUCAACGAGAGAAUUAGAAAGAGAGUCGGGAGAAAAUGAUGUGAAAUUUAAAAAAAAAAAUUACAAUAAGGAUGAGAUGAUGAGAAAGGAAAAUUCCGUGCCAGAUAGUUGCGUUGAAAAAUCACACGUGCAGUCACAUAACGAGAACAAGAAGGAAAAGUCGGAAAGAGAUGUACCGUCGAAAAAAUUUUAUUUCGGAAUGGAGGAAAACAAUAACGAAAUCAAACCUGUAAAUAAUUAUUUAAGUACAAAUAACGUGGAGAAAACAAAUGCAGAACAUCGUAUAACCGUAGUUGAAAAAAGUAAAAACAUGAUGAAUUUGUAUAAAUCAUGCGAAAGUAGUCAGGAUUGGGAAAGUAGCAUCGAUAAAUUUACAGCAAACUUUCAUAAAACUCAAAUUGUCAUGGCGAAUGGUAAUACAACUUCUUGUUCUAGCAGCUUCGUAAGUGAUCCUGAUGAAGAUGUUGACGGUGGAAUUGCUUUACAACUUAGGCCAACUCUACCAAAAAAGCAAUUGGAAAUACCAAGAUUUUCUCCAACGUCGGCUUGGAGACUUCUUUCGUCUAUAAAUGUGGUUUGCCCUCAAGCUCCAUCACCGGGCGGAAGUGAUGAUAUUCCGGUUUUGAUCGAAGAUCGAAUUCAUUUACCCGUGUCUCAGCAAAUUCUACGAAGCAACCAUGAUAAAUCGGGUGAUUCUGGUAUAUCCGGUGACGCAAGUCCCGGUGGGUGUCCCGAGAGUUCGUCGGAAGUUGCUACCACAACCAACAAACCGAUGGCAACAUCGAGUUCAAAGAAUUUAUUAAUGGCUUGGACACCGCAACAAGAUUUAGAAGAAGAAUCCAGUUCGGAUGAUUUAGAAUCUCCAAUUAAUUCUUCCAAGAAUGUAAUUUCUCAAAUUGCCGGUGCCAAAUUUAGCCCUCGGGGUCAGUUAUUUUUAUCUAGGGAUCAUUCAUUUUCAAUGUCUCUACCGAGAGAAAAUAAAAUGUGCCUGUACCCAGAAAAUAACGAUCACAAGGAUCGAAAUCAGGUAGAUUCGACAUUCGGACUUAAUAGUUUGCAAAAAUUAAAAGUGGCACUAAGCGCGUCUUCGAAAAGAAAUGAUACCUGUGAUUUGCAAAAUGAUAAUUGGGUAUUAAGUAGAAGCGUUCCAAGUUCUUUGAAUAAUAGUCACGUUGCUGUCGCAAGAAGUAUAAGUAAUCCUUCGUCACCGGAGCAAGAUGACGAUUGCGGUCAUCAGAAUUCCAUCAAGCAUCCAUCUUAUUCUUAUUUUGCCGACGGUGGUAGAAUGAUGUAUUUACCCGAAUAUCAUUCGAGAAUGUCUCCGGACGUUUCGAACAAAAGACGAACGACGUCGAACAUGAACGGAGGAUUUUUAUCAAAAUCUUGUGAAAAUAUAAUGCAAAUAGAAAUGAGAAAUUCUAGAAGGUCUAGAACUCCAUCUCCUGUUACGAAUCAAGAUGAAGAUCAAGAUGUUAAAUUAAAAUCAAAUAGUAAUAGGGUAAAUCAAAAAAAGAAAAAAUUUACUUUUCAAAGUACGGUUAGAUUGUUAGAAAAUAAAAGAUUGGCUGAAAAAUUGUCACGAGAAGCUGAAUUGAAAGAAAACCAAAGACUCAGCGAAGUGGAAGCAAUGAAAAAAGUAGAAGAAGAAUUUCAGAAAAAACGUGCAAGAGAAAAAGCAAACAUUAGACAUCAACUUAGAUUAUUUAGUUUAGAAGAAAAAGAUUAUUCUUCUCUUCCUCCUGGAGAAUUCGAAGAUAAUGUUAGGUUGACAUCCGAUAAAUUUCGCACGUCAUCCCCACAGACAAGUCAAAAUUCAGGUUCGAAAAAAUUAUCUACGUCGAAUAAUAGAAAAAUUUCAACGUCGUCUGAUUCGAACAAAUUUGCUUCUUCGACUCAAAUUUUGUCAGAAUAUCGUGAACCAGUGAGAGAAUAUAGAGAUUACCGCCAUCCGAGAUACAACGAACAACUUCAAAUUUUAACUCCGGAAAACAAUAGAAAAUCUGUUGUGGAACAUCCGAGAGUUGUUUAUGAUAUGCCAAAAAGUACAGCAGUUUAUGUAUCCGCAGCAAAUAAUUCAUCCGUACAAAAUCAAUAUAAAGAUGAUUGUCGUAAUAAUUCGUCAUCACCAAUACUUUUACAUUCAUCAUCCGACAAUUAUCGAAAGGAUUUUGCACAUGGAACAUUGCCUACAGGAGGCGGAAGGUCGCUGAACAGUUCAGAUUCUGAAUUAUCACAAUCUCACGUUCGCUCAGCUUCCUCUCAAUUAAUAACUUCACGUAGGCUGAACGCACUUCACAGAAGCAGUUCAGAGAGUUCGAGUAGAUCGCCGAGUCCUGGAGUAAAAGGUUUUGUUGAUGGUUUUCCAACUCCUCCGAGAAGUCGAUCGAAUAGUCCAGUUAAAAUUGACGUUUGUGAAAAAAGUAGAUCGUUAAGUCCGGACAGGUCAACAAUACGUGAAAAUAAUGAUAAUUAUCGAGAUGUUAACGAAAAUCAAUUGACGAGUUAUAAAUCCCUAACAGAUUUGGAAAUAAAAUUAACAAAUAAUAAUAAUAAUAAUAAUAAUACUGAUUAUCACAGCACUUUUAACAGUCACAAAGGUUUGACAAUGGAACGAAAUUUAAUGAAAACGUGUUUGGAGAAUAAUAAAAAUAACGAUGACAUGUUGCUACGUUUGGGUUUGCCUUCUCUACAACCUUUUAAAAAAAGAGAAAAAUCAUAUCGUCCGAUAAAUUUUAAUCCGGCCAGUAAACUUGCUCAAACUGUCAAUUAG
Messenger RNA from Pediculus humanus corporis (human body louse), 3219 nucleotides. RefSeq lists its product as uncharacterized. NCBI's taxonomy places the organism in Eukaryota, Metazoa, Arthropoda, Insecta, Psocodea, Pediculidae. Bases 1 to 3219 code for a protein of 1072 amino acids. The record is from RefSeq and is a predicted model, not a curated record. The transcript has 10 exons.